Marchantia polymorpha subsp. ruderalis is the source of this 3515-nucleotide messenger RNA. NCBI's taxonomy places the organism in Eukaryota, Viridiplantae, Streptophyta, Marchantiopsida, Marchantiales, Marchantiaceae. The record is from the annotation of a GenBank genome assembly.
UGGAAGAGGAGAAAUAUAUUUUUCUGCCAGAGUCGUUCAUAUUUUUUACGAUUCGAGGAUGUCACCGAGAAUGCCAAAACAGCAAAUCUUGAUCUUGUUUGCAAGCCUGCAGCCCCACCCCAAAGUGUAGAUCGAUUUUAGAUCGAAAAUCGCGGUCGCUCAUGCUCAUCUGUCAUCUUCUCUCUCGCUCUCUCUAUUUCUUUCUUGGCUUCUUUCUUUGGGCGUGGAAGGGACAUCCGCCAUGCUCGUGAGCUUUUGAUUAGAGGCCACAUGCGAGUGAGUGCCGGGGGGGAGGUCACUUGAGAGCCAAGUUAUGGGAGGAAUGUACGCACAGCUGUACCGAGUGCGGUGCAUUCCCUUCUGAGAAGAAGCAGGGCCACAUUGGGCACCGCUCGAGCGGCCAGAGCUGGAGAGCAGAGCAUGGACUGGCGAAAGAAAGAAACAGAGGCUCUUCGAAGCGUGCAGCCUCGCCUCGCCUCGAAGCCAGGAGAAUGGUGACGUCGGCGUGCUUCGUCGAAUAGUGGGUGGUCCUGAGAACCUGCCGAUUUCUGCUCUGCUCUGCUCUGCUCUGCUCUUCUCUUUUCCUUCCCUUUCCCCCUUUUUUGUCUGCAUCUCCUCCGCCCUUCUUCAAUCAGAAGCGGAAGCGGAAGCAGGAGGAGAAAAGAAGGGCUGGCUUGGAGGCCGGCUGGGUUUUGGUUGGCCGGGCGACGUCUGGUCUGGUCUGUUGCGAGGUGGCGUCGUUGGAGCAUUGUUCUGUUUGGUAUCGAGGCUUUCGCUGCUUCGAAAGCCGAUCCUCGAGCUCGGGCAGUGGAGAGCUUUCCUUGGGAUUGAUUGUUUGAUUGAUCUCACGCCCAGGUCCACUUGUCACUGGUGAAGGCGGCGUCGGUUCUCUCGCUUUCUGGUUCUCCUUCCGCUGCUGCUGCAGGCACGGGCUGCGCAGGCCCCACUUGGGCUCUGCUGUGCAAUUGCGCUUCUCGCCAACUGUUUGCGACAGCAGCAUCUUUGUUCGGCCAACGCAGUGUGGCCUUCUGCAUCACCGUUUUGUCACCCUCUCUCUCGCCUGCCUAGCGCUCUAGGUUCGGGAAUUGCUGGUUUGUUUCUGCGACCAGGAAGGAAGGAGGGGCCUCUCGGGGAGUCACGACUGUCAUCACUGGGUGGGUCGUCCCGCGCUUCUGGCCCUUGGGUUGCCUGGCCUCGAGAAAUUGAGGUGGCAUUUGAUUAGUGGGUUCUGGCGAGGGCAUGAAAUUGACCGCGUCCAAGUCGCUCGAGGAAGAAAAGGAAAAGUCCAGCUCUCGAGAGCAGGUUUUGAUGAGAGGCGCUUGAACAGCUUUCACACGAGCGGAUCGUGUCGAGAACGGGCGAUUUUUGGUCUUUUGAGAAGGUAAGGACUAAGGAGUCCGGGCGUCGAUGUCUGCCGUGGAAUUCAUUGUCGGCUUCGUUUCCAGAUCGGUGGCCGCGGACAGUAGAGAAUUGUGUGUGCUUCAUGGGUAGAGGAAUUUUGGUUCCUUCCUUUUGGCAACGCCUUCCACCCAGUUUGAGGUGAAGGAAGUGAGGCCAGUGCCUUCCUAGAAAAACGAGGUGUAGAUGGAAAUGAGAGGCGGAUUACGGAAGUGGUCCCGGCGCAGUGUUCAUUCCUUCUUCUGAGGCAUGGUUGCAAGGGCUGGACGACUCUUUGUAGUCAACUUCGAUGAUGGGAGGACAAUGGGAAGUCCUGUUUGACGAUUGGGCUUGUUGAGCAUGUGAAUUUGCGGUUUUUUAGCGUCAGCAUUUGCACGCUGGAGUGCACUUCUCUGACGUCGAGCAAUGUGUUUGCCCUACACCUCGCGACUGCAAUCGCUCGUGGUUUGUAGGGCUUUCGAGUUCGAAUCGGGUUUGAAGUGGAGACAUUGUUGAGUCGUAUUUGUGCUGUUGCAGUGAGCAGGGACUCCGAUCAGCGUCACUGCUGGUUUUCAUGUCUCGGAAAACGUAUGCUGAAUUUGCAGAUUGUUAGGGUUUCUCCGAGGUAAAUAUUCAACAGAGAAGAAAGGCGUACUGAAAGUGGGUUCGAUGCCCUUUAUCGAGGGUGUUGGUGACGAGUUAGUUUAUGCGGCUCUGGUAGCAGCCCCGGUAGUCUUCAUCUGCCGCUGUUCUCUGGGACACCCAAUAACUUGGUUGAAGCAUGGGGCUUUCUUGGUGCGCAAGUGGGUCAGUGGUGUUUGGAGCUCACUGAGGGGUCAACGAGGAGGCCGUGGUACAGCAGAUUCUGGGCGAGGCUAUGCCAGGCACAUGGAAGCCCCUGCAGAUAACGACUGUUGCUCAAUAUGCCAUGAUAACUACACUCUGCCCGUUCAGGCGAACUGUGCUCAUUGGUUCUGUGGAGAGUGUAUUCUUCGAGUGUGGCAGCACACAUCUGCUCUUCAGCCCUGCAAAUGUCCAAUAUGUCGCAGACCGAUUACCCUUUUCAUUCCCAGCGAGGUGGAUCCACAUGUCCAGACGGAAGAACCUCCUAACUCAGACAUGAUCAUGAGUGACAUUGCCAAGUACAACCGUAUUUUUGGUGGUGGUGUCGUCAGUAUAUUUCAGAGAGUACGAGAUAUGCCACUUCUUUUACGGAGACUUGUACGGGAGUUGAUGGAUCCGCAAAGGGCCAUACAUUUGAUUCACAGGACUCCUAUACUAUUUUAUUUGCUUUUUCUGGCUUUCUACGUCUUCUCUCCUCUCGAUAUCAUUCCAGAAGGAAUUGUGGGGCUGGUGGGUUUGUUAGAUGAUCUGUUAGUGCUGGUCAUUGUGCUCUUCUAUCUGGCCAUGCUGUACCGCUCCACUCUCCUUCUCCACCAUGGGGGUCAUGCACAAUGAGGAAAUUUGUAUAUAUUGCUACCUGUUCUGACGAUGGGUAGUUGAAAACCAGUUGAAUGCUGCAAAGCAAGGUUUUGAAAAGUCCCCACCAGGAGAGGAUUUCAAGUCACUUAUUCGAGAGUGCUUUCGGUGGCGAGGAAAUUCUUACCACACUUACCCACCAACCCUCACACCCUAAGAUAUCAUCCUGCGCUUUCAGUCAAGGAAGUCGGUUACUACUGGCUGUUAACUGAUUAUGCUACAGCGGUUGGGCAGCUUCAUUCAAACCUUCGGACUUAUCGCACGGAGUGGACCUUGACUGUUUAUUGGGAUUCGCUAGCAGCGGCAUUCUUUCCUGAUUGGGCACGUUUGUGUGCUAGAGACUCGCUCCUGAAAGCUUUCUAUACAAAUUCAUUCCAAGUUUGUCCAGGAAAGGGAUGUAAGGCGCCACCCUUACUUGUAAAUUCUUUCCCUUAGACUGGAAUCAAGGCUUCACGGAAUUCUUCAGUUUCAGAGAAAACUGAAUAUCUAGUCCGCACUUGGAACACUUUCAUUAAGGAAAAUUUACUUGUUCAUAUUGAGGAGUCUGCAAAGAGGUUCGUUCCUUUAUGUUGUGCCGAAUUGUAAAUUUGUGGCUUGGCUUGGCUUGCCAGACGCGAAAGUUGUUAUGAAUGUGACGAAUGAAGACAACAACAACUGAG